Molecule: messenger RNA, 1622 nt
Organism: Drosophila obscura
Lineage: Eukaryota; Metazoa; Arthropoda; Insecta; Diptera; Drosophilidae
Gene: Cyp4d8
Product: cytochrome P450 4d8
Exons: 4
Coding region: 97-1620 (507 amino acids)
Molecular function (GO): oxidoreductase activity, acting on paired donors, with incorporation or reduction of molecular oxygen; monooxygenase activity; heme binding
Source: RefSeq, a predicted model, not a curated record
AUGCUCUUUUUUUUACAUGCGAAUUUAGAAUCGUUCUCCGAUUAGAUAGAUGUGGGAAGCCGAUCAACGAUUCUGCUGUACGAAUCAGAGUGCAAAAUGCUGCUGUUGGUGCUGGUUCUGCUGCUGGUGGCCGCUGGCUGGCUCAUCCAUCGCGGCCAGGCGGAGCGUCGCCGAGCCGUGGCCAAUCUACCGGGACCCAUAUGUCCUCCGUUGCUGGGAGCCCUGCACAUCAUGUUCGGCAUGAAUCCAAAGACCUUCCUCAAUGUGUGCCGUGCGAAUAUUGACAAAUAUGGAAAUCUGCAGCGGGUGUGGGUUCUGAACCGUCUGCUGAUCAUUAGCGCCGACGCCGAGUUCAACGAGCAGCUGCUGGGCAGCCAGGAGCAUCUGGUGAAGCAUCCCGUGUACCGAGUCCUGGGCCAGUGGCUGGGCAAUGGGCUGCUGCUGAGCGACGGCAAGGUGUGGCAUCAGCGCCGCAAGAUCAUCACGCCUACCUUUCACUUCUCGAUCCUGGAGCAGUUUGUGGAGGUCUUUGACCAGCAGUCGAACAUCUGUGUGGAGCGCCUGUCCCCUCGGGCCAACGGACGGACCUUCGACGUUUAUCGGCCCAUCUGCAUGGCAGCCCUGGACAUCAUUGCGGAGACGGCCAUGGGCACGAAAAUCCACGCCCAGGCCGCGGACAGCACUCCCUACGCGGAGGCAGUCAACGAGUGCACUGCUCUGCUGAGCUGGCGCUUCAUGUCCAUCUACCUGCAGGUGGAGCUGCUCUUCACGCUGACCCACCCGCACCUGAAGUGGCGUCAGACGCAGCUCAUCCGCACCAUGCACAACUUCACCACGAAGGUGAUCGAGGAGCGUCGUCGGACACUCGAGGAGCAGCAGCGGGCCAAGAUAAGUCAGUCCGCCGACGACGAUGUGGGCAGAAAGCGACGGAUGGCCCUGCUCGAUGUCCUGCUGCUGGCCAGUGUCGAUGGGCGGCCGCUGACCAAUGACGAGAUCCGCGAGGAGGUGGACACCUUCAUGUUCGAGGGUCACGACACCACCUCCAGCGCCCUGUCCUUCUGCCUGCACUUGCUGUCGCGCCAUCCGCAGGUGCAGGAGAAGAUGCUGGAGGAGAUCCUCCGCAUCAUUGGCACCGAUCGCAGUCGGCCCGUCACCAUCCGCGAUCUCAACGAGCUGAAGUACUUGGAGUGUGUCAUCAGGGAGUCGCUGAGGCUGUAUCCGCCCGUGCCACUUGUGGGACGCAAGCUGCAAUCGGACUUCAAGUACACCCACUCCAAGUACGGCAGUGGCGUCAUUCCGGCCGGGUCUGAGGUUCUUAUUGGGAUCUAUGGCAUCCAGCGGCUGCAGAGCGCAUUUCCCCAACCCGAACAGUUCAUUCCGGAACGCCACGAGAACGGCGAGCGCUUUGCGCCCUUCACCUUUGUCCCCUUCAGCGCCGGGCCACGGAACUGCAUUGGCCAGAAGUUUGCCCAGCUGGAGAUGAAGAUGAUGCUGGCGAAGAUUGUGCGCGAGUACGAGCUGCUGCCCCUGGGCGAAGCAGUCGAGUGUGUCAUCAACAUUGUUCUGCGCUCGGACACGGGCUUCCAGCUGGGAAUGCGCAGGCGCAACGAUACACGAUGAGU